GCGUGAUUACUCAGCACGCGAAGGCAAUUGGGCUGACUCAGCUCGCUGCAGAACAUUUGCUACGCCGCCUGUACCUGAUUGAGGAUUGAGUUGGGGGGCAGUCCAUGAGUAGAGAAGGGGAAAGACGUUUGUUAUUUUUCCUUGCUUUCUGUUAUUUCAAUUUUAUUUUGGUAUUAUGUAGUUAUCUAUCAAAUCAUUUCCUAUUAUUAUUAUUAUUAAUAAGUUACUUAUUCCUGUACCAAACCACUGGAACCACAUACCACCUCAACAUACAAGCGUACAAGCAGUGAAAUAAUAAACGCUGAUACAGAAUGCAGACGCCAACAAACUGCUGGUUUUGUCAACAGCAACAGAGAGAGGUGAGCUGUAUUCAUCCACGCAGGUAGGGUAGGUAGGUACAGAGCAAAGUAGAGAGUAUAUAAUCAUCCUGCCAUCCCAAAAAUUUCUGCUGUGGAGUUGCUGAUGAUAAUAAUAAUAAUGUCUCUCUUCCUGCGCCCACUCUAGCGCCUCUCUAGCCUCCUUAGCCUCCUUAGCCUCCUGCUUAGCCUCUUUAGCGCCCAGCCCCCAAAGCCACCAACACGAGCCUCACGGUAUCCGAUACGCCCCAUUACACCGUGUUACGCGCCAGAUACCAGGUGCACCGCCCUGUCUCACCGACGCGGUGCGGCGGUGACCAUACAUGACGUACGUGUCCUCGCCUCUUUUCCUUUUCCAUGUUGCUUGGCGGCUCUUUGGCUCCGUUGUGUUGUGCCAUCUUGGCCUCAGCCUCUGCCCGCCUUGUCCAAACCUCCAACCUCCAACCUCCAACCUCCAACCUCCAACCUCCAACCUUUCAACCUCAACCUCUGUCCUCUCUCUCUCUCCCCCCUCCUCCUCCUCUCUUGAUCCUCUCUCCAUCCUCUCUCUCUCUCUCCAUCCUGUCCUAUCUCCAACUCCAUCGUCAACGCCAUCGUCAACGCCAUUCCCACCUCCCACCACCACCAUCAUCAUUACCUCCGAAGCUCCCUUCACCCCAAAUACGUCGGGAUGGUCCCAAUCUAGCCCUCCCGUCUGCCCGUGUUCCUGCUCUCGAGUUCGAGUUCCCUAGUCGCACAAAGUCAAGGCACUUGACAGCCAAAUAAUUAUACCUCCUUCACCUCCGUCUGCGACCUACAAAUCCCCAUCCAUUCCUGUCUGCUAGACACUACGUCGUAACUUGGAGCCACGUCAACAUCCCAUAUACCGGCGCCCGCCAAUCUCCUUCCUUUCGUCCUCUACAUCUAGCCGUAUCUGUUCUCCUCUACAUUAUAUAUAUAUAUAUCUAUACAGUAUAUAUGACAUGUUUUAUAUAUUUGCCGUUCCCGAACCAAGGCAAUAUCAACAACCAAAUAAGUCUUAAUCUGACGCUUCGCCGUUGCACAACCCCUGUCGCCGUCUAAAACAAUUACACUCGCUUCAUUUGCUAUUCGGUCUGAUAUCCUGACUAGCCGCUGCUACACUUUAAUUGCUUUUUUCUUCCCUUUUCUUUUUUCUAUUUUCUAUUUUCUAUUUUCUUCCCCAAAGGGCUACUUUCGCGAUAUAUUUUACAUACGCGCACACAAUAGCCACACAUCUAGUCGAAUGAUAAGCCAAGGAGAGAUCCAUCUGUUUGCCGAUCCGUUUCUCUGCACGACUUUUUGAUCUUGGGGGCUUUCUUUGCUUCAUCCUUGGAGGUUUUGAUUGUUCUUUCAAAUUCUCCGCGCGGAUAAAGACCUAUUAAUUGCCUUUGGGUCAAGUCAAGCGAACAAUCGCCCCUCCUUGAAACACGAUCAAAGGAGAAAUCAAGGAUCUAUAAAAUAACCCUUGACCUUAGAUCUGUCUGUCCUUGAGACCAAUAUUUUUUUGUGACAAUGUCCAGCGGGAAUCCACCAGAUCCAACCGGGGGGAACCCAAGUCCUUCUCUUCCCGACUCUCCUUCUAAUGAGCCAACUCAACCGCCAUCAGAGCCGACACAGCCGCCACCGCCCACUACACCGUCACCCCCAUCUCCAACCGUACCGCCCCCGAACCCCCGGCCCCCGCCCCCGCCCCCGCCCCCAGAACCUUCACAGCCUCAGCCUCCACGGCCCACCACCUCAAGUACUCCGAGACCUCCCUCUCCCGGACCCCCUCCCCCUGCGACUACUCCUCCCCCGGAGACGCCAUCACCACCCCCACCUGCACCGACCACAAAUCCGGGAAACCGUUCAACUGUAACAAUCACGUCCACCGCUUCAAAUGCACCACCAGCUGGCACUGAGGCUCCCAAUUCAACUAACUCUGGACUACCGUCAGUGGGUCCUCAUCCACGCCCUAGCAAUUCAGGCUCAGGUAGCCUUUCUACUAGUGCCACCAUCGCUCUUGCCGUUAUCGUUCCUAUCUCUUCGGUGACCUUGAUCAUCCUUGUCCUACUAUGGUGGUGGAGGAAACGGAAAGCUAGAAAAAUGGCUGAAGAGGAACGGAAGCAGGAAAUUGAAGAGUAUCGAUUCAACCCCAACAAUGACCCGCUCUUGCCCGCCGUGGGUAAUUUUGAUGACGGUAACGGCCUGAAAGAUGGGAAUACCGGAGGAUAUCGCGGUUGGGGCACAACCACCUCUACCUCACGGAAGCUGUCAACCAAUCUAUCAAGCGGCGCUGGAAUACCCGCCUCUGAUAAUGGCAGCAACCCAGGCCCUCCGAGAGCAGUAUCUCCUGUGGACGACUCUAUACCCUACGAGGACGACCAAAGGCCAAUAUCUGGUGACUAUUCAGGACUCGACCCUGUUGCUGCGGGUAUGCUAGGCCACAAUGCCAACUCUCAUGAUAUUGUCCAUCGCGGUCCAUCAAAUGCUUCAUCCGCUUAUUCCAAUGCAAACCGUUCGGACAUAUCGGACGAUAUUCCCGUGCCCGGUGUCGCACCCGGUACGGCGCAAUAUUAUGAUGACCCGUACUACACCGACGGAGCCGGGCAACCUGGAGGUCCUUUCGUGGACAACCCUUAUGGCGCACCACCUGUGAUCCGCGACGUACAAGCGAGACGGAAUACGCGAAUCGAAAAUCCAUCUGUAUUUCCGCAACAAGGGAAUGCGGGAAUAGCGCAGAACUUUUAGGGGCUUCUCGGUUCCUGCCUUUCAACUGUCUUUCCUUGCGUUUAGCCGUGUUUUUCUUCUUUAUUUUUACAUUGUAGUCCAUUCUGCUAGUCCCUCCCCGUUUGAUUUUGCUUUUUCUAUUUACCAUCCUACUUGGAACACAUUAUCCACCUGGUCUGGAGAGUAGAUCAUUUCCGCCGCCACUUACUUUUUUCCCUUACCUUCCUUUCCCGGUCCGUCUCUGGCCUAGGUCAAUAUGAACGAACGCCUUCCCCCAUUCUAAUUAGGUCUGAGGCUUUUACCUUUUCUUCAGCGAAAAAGCCUCGAAAGUAGCCGCAUGAUUGCAAAACUAAGUCGAAACGAAUACCCAACUUCCCCGCCUCAGAGGAACAAAAAAAACCAAAAAAAAAAAAAAAAAAAGGCCAAUUAAUAGGCACCUCUUUGCAUGACAUACCGAUAUCCAUCCUUAAUCGAUUGAUACCGCCUCUAAACCUCUUCAAAAGCAAGUAUACCAAACCCAUAGUACCUGGACCCUUCUUUUCCUCUCGCGUAUCUCGUUUACCUUUUUGCUACAUAUCCUUCUCAUCUACAGAAUUUUAUAUAUAUAUUUUCCCCCCAAUUAUCUAUCUCCCUUCUUUUGUUCGGCCUGGCUGCUCCUAAUUUCUUUUUAAAUAUAACUGUACCUAUCUAUAUCCAACACACAAUUUAUUACUUCCAACCCUUUUUAUUUCCUUUUGCCCUCAUACGCCGUCAUCACCAUCACAAUCGGAACCGUUCUACUAUGCCUCUUUCAAUCUUCUCUUCCAAAAGUCAUCCACCGCAUUUCCCCUCUCAUGUUUUAACAUGUAUCACCUCGUCUCGUCCCAUCUUAAUACCUGGCCCCGUCUUUGCUUUGUGUUUGCCUCUCCAUUGAUAUAUAUAUAUAUAUAUAUAUAUAUAUAUAUAUAUUUUUUGUAUCUACGAGUAUAUUCCCAUUAUUUAAAUAGUAAUGAUUUGAUUCGGUUUUUACACUCAUCUCUAUAUGUAUUCAAAAUACCGCACCGGGCACUCCCGUUCCCCCAAGUCUCUUGUAUAAUUCUCAUCAAUCGCAUAUAUGUUUGUUUAUAGUAUCUGUCUGGUAUAAUAUAUCGUAAUAGUUCCAAUAUCAGUCCAUGAUAGCAUAGCGUCGUACGAAAGAAAACAUCACCCCCGGGACCGCGAGCACGUUCGAUACAAUUUCACUACCCGUCAUGAUUUAAACGAGGUUUGAUUCCCGAUGAAAGAAUGGAGCCCGACGCGGCUUUUUGAAAACAAUUGACUUUUUUCUUUUUCUUCCCCUCUAACCCUAGGAUGAAAACUAGCCAGGUGCGUGUGUAAGUAACUCUACAGUUUUGCAUGUGUUGGUUAGUUAAUCAUAAAAAGUGAGAUAGAUGAUGUAAAUAAUCUGUCUGCUGAGCUGGGUUUGUGUUUGUGUUCAGUUUCUUACACCCAUUCAUUCCCUGUCAAUGUUAAUGUAAAAGAGAAAAAGAAACAUAUCAUAAGUUAUCUAGAUAGUAGACAGUCAGAGGAGUGAAAAUCAUUCAGUGUAACUAUGUAUAUCAGUAUGCACAUCCUUGUUCGUUAUUUCAAGAAUGACCUGUGUAGUUACAUAAUGUCUGCUAAGAUCCCAUGGAGAGACCACUUUCUGUAAAUAAUAAUGAAUGUAUCAAACCCUGAUGU
Molecule: messenger RNA, 4763 nt
Organism: Blastomyces dermatitidis ER-3
Lineage: Eukaryota; Fungi; Ascomycota; Eurotiomycetes; Onygenales; Ajellomycetaceae
Exons: 2
Coding region: 1869-3086 (405 amino acids)
Source: RefSeq, a predicted model, not a curated record